AGUACCGGGGUACCCCGGACUCCAACAUCCCGCUGUGUCCGGGGAUCCCGGUGCCACGCGGUGUGGACACUGCAGAAGGCCUAGGCAAGUUUCAGCCAGGCCUUUUCUCAGGUUCUGAGUCUUCUUCUCAGCUCCGGCCUGGAUUUUUCCCAGGGUGACAGCUUUCUUGCAAAUAGAAAGGAAUUAAUAAACAUAAGAUUAGCACCCUGUGUAGACCGUGGGACAGUGCAUGAUGUACAUGACAUGGGAUGUUUUCUCCUAUUGUCCAAUAUCCUGCUGUCCCGUUUGAGAUUCACGAACAGUUCCAUAAAUAUAGGUCAGGUUUUAAUAAAGCGUUUUUUUCCUUCCACCCAAGAAGUGUGUUGCUAUUAUUUGCCGCUCGUAGUAAACAGCGACACGUGGUGUCCUGGAUCCCGGUGUCCCGCCACCCUGGUGUUCGUAGUCGCCCAGUGCCCCGUGUCCCCGGUCCCAGUGUCCCAGUGUCCCGGUAUGUCGCGGUAUGUCCCGAUAUCGCGCUGUAUCCCGAUAUCCCGCCGUGCCGUUGUCCCGGCCGCAGGGCGCACGCGCGGGUCAGGCGGCGCAUGCGCCUGGCGCGCCGCCCCCGGAGCGGUACCGCGCAGCGCCGGCAGGGGGCGGUGCCCGCAGGCCGCGCCGCCCGCGCGCUCUGUCGCGACCUGUCGCGACCUGCGGGGGACCAGGCGCGGGGCCGCGGGCCGGGACAUGGCGGCGCGGCGGGGCGGCCGGGCUCGGAGCCGGACUCCCCCUGGCAGGAAGGAAAAGACUGUUGAACAGUCAGUAAUUCCAGAAGAGCCCGAGCCUGAACCUGAACCUGAGCCUGUUCCAUAUGUCCUGCAAGGAGAGGAUAUCCAGGCACUUGAAAUUAAGGUGGAGGACCUGGAGAAACUCCAUGCUCCACGCCUUCCCCAUGGUGCUGAGAGCAUUCCAGUCCAGAGGAGUUACCUUGUCCGAAAAUACCGACCCAAGGAGGUGACACAUCUCGUAGCACAUCCUGUUCCCCCCAAGGCACCCAGGGGACCACUCACUUUUCCUGUACCAAGACAGUUUGAUGAUGGCUCUGAAGAGAUCCUCCCUCAUCACAUUUUGGGAAGUCUCCAGGAGUUAAAGAUGGAAGCCUUGGCUAGAAAAAACACUCAGCUAGCAGAUGCUAUUAAGGUUCCUCAUCCAGAUGUUACUGCAGCAGUUUUAAAAGAGGAACAUGAAGAAAAGAAGAAAGUAAAGGCACGUCAGGCCCAACCAGCAGAGCACAAAGCUUUCCAGAACUGGAGCCAUCAUAUGGCAAUGAGGAAAAAGCAGGAGAAACACCUAGGAGAAAUUCUUCACAAGCCAGAGAAUGAAUUGCUGAUGAACAUGUCAGACAAUUACAGGCAAAUCCAGGAAGAACGUGACCUCAUUGACCGGAGUCUCCCUGCCCUCUUUCCUGGAAAGGGGUACCGAGUGGGAAGCGAGUUCUGGAGCCUUCCUGAGCAAAUUGGGGAUGAACUCACUGGGCUGACUCUGAGCCUGACCAGGACAGAACGGGGGUACCCAGAGCCACUCACUCAUGUGGGGAAACCCCAAACCAUCCAGAAGGAAACAGGUCUGAAGCCUCCAAAGAGGAUUCCUUGCCACCUAAACUGGGAUAAGAGUCUUUUCCUGAAACAUCGACGGCAGGAGCUAAAAUCUCUCCUGGAGGAGCUGGGCUUUUAUAAGCCGGAUCUGGAAGGACUGGAGGUGAUUGGGAAGGGGCAGCCUUUCACAUCUGUCUCAGCUGAGGCUUUUCGAUGUGCUUCCAUUUCUGAAGAGAUUGAGACCCUCAGUGACCCCUUUAGUAAUGAAGGUGACUCCUUCAUUGUGGUUGAAGAAGCUGAAAAGGUUCCAUCUUUAGUUUUCUGUGGCCAGCCUGCUCGUUGGAUCAAGGGCAUCACUGCUUGCAGGAAGGAAAUUGGCAUUGCUGCCCGGCUCACCUUUGAGGCUGUGACUAGUGAGAAGGUUGAAGGCUUCCUGACAGUGAUGAAUGAUGGCAUAGCUGCCAUUUGGUACAACUGGAUGAGGCUUCCUGAGCAGAUCCCCUCCAGAGAAACCAAGGGAGGGAGGAUGCCCUGUUUUUACUUUGAUACCAGACCAGGUGUAAUUUUGCCUGGAGAAUCUCAGAGGUUUUCUUUUAUUUUCAAGUCAGAGAGAGCAGGCAUUUUUAGUGAGCCCUGGGAAUUCAGGACACAUCCUCUGUUAUUAGGAGGAGCUCUGCUUCAGGUGACCCUUUGGGGAAUUGCUGUGUAUGAGGAUAAAUUCGCUGACUUCAGAGAGAAACUGGAGAGUGAGCUGGCUGCUCGAGAAGGUGCUUCUAUAGUGAGGGAAAGCCUGAAUGAAGUUAUUGACCGGAUUCGGACCCCUGUGCGCACCCCGUCUCCUGUGGAUGCCUGUGUCACAGAGGAAGAGCUGUUCCACAGGAAAAAUCCCGAGUUGCAUUAUCAGCAUCAAGUGGUAAAGCAGCUGCAUAAACUGUGGAGACAGCACCUGAGUGUGGAGGAGGAAGUGCCCUUGGAGCAGAGGAGCACUGCAGAGGACAUGGAGAGCACCUUGGAGCCUGCCUCUGCUUGGAGCAGCACCACUGAGCUCCCACGUGGGAAGCGCACAUUAGAGGAGGAAGAAGCAGGUCCUUCAGGAUGGAACCUUUCCUUCGAGGACUUUAAACAGGCUAUAAUGUCAAUCCCAGGGGAGGAGCAGCGGGAAGAAGCGCUGACCCAGCUCAAUAAGGCAGCUCUGGAGCUGUGUGUUGAACAGAGGCCAACUCAGUCAGACCUUCUGUAUCCACUCUGCCUCCAGCUGUGGCGUGGAGCAAUUGAUGACCUGGUGAGUCACUCUCUGAGACUGAGAUCCCUGCUUGGUUUGAUUAAGGAGGACACUUAUGUAGAAGCUGUUCCAGGAGAAACAGAGGGAGUAAAGCAAGGAGGAGCAAAAAGAGGAGGAAAGGAAGACAAAAUAGCUACUAAGAAAGAAGAGAAAAAGGAUAAAGAAAGCAAAAAAAGUAGACUGACAUCAGGGAAAGGGGAUUCUUCAGGUGGCAGAAAGCUGAAAGGAAAAGAAGAGAAGCAAGUAUCUUCCAUUUCACUGCAGGAUGUGAAAGGGGGAACAGAGUAUGUCAGAGGAAGAGAUGAGAAGCAGAAGGUGAAAGAGGGAGCUGCAACUACAUAUGAGGCAGAACCUGCUCAGGAGGUGGACUCUGCUUCACUUGAAAUAUAUCAGGAAAAGCUCUAUACUGAAGUUUACAGGCUGCUGGAUUCAAUGGUGAGUGAAAUGGUGUCUUUAUUUGAGGAUCUAAAGCAGUAACGUGCUCUGAAGUUGGAGUGAAGCUCUUUGUAUGUAGAAAUAGACUUGCUUUUAAAAAAUUAAAUAAAUAACCAUAUUUACA
Molecule: messenger RNA, 3409 nt
Organism: Oenanthe melanoleuca
Lineage: Eukaryota; Metazoa; Chordata; Aves; Passeriformes; Muscicapidae
Gene: MYCBPAP
Product: MYCBP associated protein
Source: RefSeq, a predicted model, not a curated record